Molecule: messenger RNA, 718 nt
Organism: Papaver somniferum (opium poppy)
Lineage: Eukaryota; Viridiplantae; Streptophyta; Magnoliopsida; Ranunculales; Papaveraceae
Exons: 4
Coding region: 87-413 (108 amino acids)
Biological process (GO): translation
Cellular component (GO): mitochondrion; large ribosomal subunit
Molecular function (GO): structural constituent of ribosome
Source: RefSeq, a predicted model, not a curated record
GGGUUCUCUUCAUUUUCAUACUCCUGUCCUGGAGAGAAAUCUGAAGCCUGAAAGAUUUUAAAGAAAUUGAUAAAUCUUGACAAGAAAUGAAUGCGUUCAAGGCUUAUAAAGCUUGUGUUCCAAUUGCCUGGAGUUCAAACAUAUAUAUAACCCAGGUGAGGGGAAUUCCGGGGACAAGGAAAUCUCACAGGCGCACCCUUGAGGCCUUGCGCCUUGGCAAAUCUAACCGAACUGUCAUGCGAUGGAAUACACCUACGGUUAGAGGGAUGCUUCAGCAGGUUAAGAGGUUGGUUGUGAUCGAAACAGAAGAGAUGUACAAGGCCCGCAUGCAAAAACAAGAAACCCAUCGAGCUAUACGCCCCCCUAUUGCUGUCAGCCAUCACUCCGUUCCUGCAAAAGAUUCUUCUGAGUAAUAAUGACAGAAUGUUUACAGUUAGUGAGAGACGGAAGGACACCCUUAGAGGUCUGGGUCCGUUUGGCGCGGUUUAGUUGAAGGGGGGACUGCAGUCAAAGGGUGUAAUAGGGGGUUGCUUUGGCAUGACCCAAAGACACGACAUAGGAACUACCUCGAAUUACCUCCAAUGGGCUGCAUUCAAUGUGAUUACAAUGUUUGUGUAGAUUCAAUGUGUGACAGACGGACCUUAAAACUUUUGGGAGAAUGUCCAAAUCGUUAAUUCGUCCAAACUUGCCUGGGCAAGGAAAGUCAUUCUUUUCGGUC